AUUCGCAAACGAAGCUGCUUUUUUGUCGUCCGAAUCGUCGGAUUUAAUUUCGCGCUGCGUAAAUAGUUUAAAAAGAUGUGUUUAUAAAUUGUCCAAAUGACAAUAAACAUUUACGUAUGUGGAAAAUGAUAACAUACGGCUCUGGUAGUAAUUCUACGGCACUGGAGGAUACAGGUGAAGUGAAGAGUAUUUGCGAGAGUGUCGGAAGUGAUGGUUCCAGUGCUACAGUGCAGCCAGGGGCCGCUAAUCAGCGGCCCCGGAUGGAUAUUGCCUGUGUUUUGGAUGUACAUCAAUCCACACACCUAAGUCAUAGAAGAAGAGCGCUCGAAGAAGUUCGCCUGGCUUCUGACCUUGUAAACGCUAAUUUGCACCACAUACAUUUUGAAAAAUUGGAUUUUGGUGAGACCAGUGUAUUGGAUACAUUUUAUAAUGCAGAUGUAGCUUUAGUAGACUUAAGUCUACAGGUACAACAGAGUUCUCUUCUUUACCAUCUCGGAGUACGGGAGAGCUUUGAUAUGAAAGAGAAUGUUUUACUUUUUAAUGACAUUGAUGCUGAUUCUACAUUGCGUUUGAAGAUGUCACUGCCCAACUUUCUCUUUGUGUCAUAUAAAUUAACGGAAGCUGGAACUUGUGUGACAACUAACCCGGCAGCUACAAAAUUCAAAGGAGAAGAAUCUGCAGAUCCUAAGCAGCACUUGAUAUUUCGGUUAAAGAAUAUUCUGCAAGAUGUGGAAGUUCAGACCAAAGCUCAUCUUCAAGAAAAAUUCCUGUCCGAUCUCCGAAAAGCUCGUGAAAUAUACAGUGGCCAAGAAUUAGCGAAUGUGUUACAUGCAAUGAGGCGGAGAUUAGACGACCCGGCUGUUCUUUCCGGUGACACAAUUCUGAACAUGUUAAUAUCUUAUCGAGAAAUUCAAGAUUACGAUGCCAUAGUGCAAGUGGUGGAUGAUCUGAAAACAAUAAUGAAUAGGAAGAACUAUGUAAAUAUGCCUAUAAUUAGGUUUAUGUAUGCGUUUGCUAUGAAUAGACGAAACAAAGAAGGGGACAGGGAGAAUGCACUCAAAGUAUGUGUGAAAGCAUUGGAGAAGAAAGAGAAUCAGUUCCCUGACAUGCUAUGUCUUUGUGGAAGGAUAUAUAAGGACAAAUUCGUCGAAUCUCAGCACACGGACAUGGAGAGUUUAAAUAAUGCUAUUCAUUGGUACAGACAGGGUUUUGAAGUGCAACCAAAUGAGUAUGCUGGCAUUAAUUUGGCAACACUUUUAGUUAUAGCGGGAAAUGACUUUAAAAAUUCUCAAGAAUUACAACACAUUGGUAUGGUGUUAAAUCACUUGAUAGGUAAAAAAGGCAGCUUGUCGUCACUAAAAGACUAUUGGGACGUGGCGACGUUUUUCGAAAUAUCCGUUCUUGCGCAGGAUUACGUCAAGGCGAUACAGGCAGCGGAAUGUAUGUUCAAAUUGAAACCGCCCAAUUGGUAUUUGAAAUCUACAAUUGGGAACAUUGAAUUGAUAGAUAGGUUUAGGAAAAAGAAUGAAGAAAUAACACCUGAACAACAGGUUUUCUCAUUUUGGAUGGAGUAUUUUGUAGAGGCAACUAAAAGCUCAUGUGAUAAUAUUAUUCGGUUUCCAGUGCUAAUAUUGGAGACAACUAAGGUCUACAUGCCUUCAUAUGUGAAUGUAAAUAUGGGUGCGGAACAAAAGUCCGUGGAGAUUCUCAAUUUGUGUUUGGACUGUGAUUCUAUGAAAGGCACCUGCAGGAAGGUCCAUAGAUGGCUCUUCACCUCGGAAAUGAUCAGGACGUAUAGUUUAUACAAACGCGACGAACGCUGCCUCUUCCUGUACGUGAGUGAAAAUUCUGAUGACUUCCAAAUCUUCCUCCCGUCGGAAGCCUGCAGACAACGUCUCCACGACCUCCUGGGAGAACUGACAGCUGACCACGAGAAAGUAACUGAAUUAGAUACUAGCGUGAUGCAAGAUCAACUUAAGUUCGAAUAUGAGCUGGACGAUUGUAACAAACGCGUAGUCCUCGGAAAAGGCACAUACGGCGUUGUUUACGCUGCAAGAGAUCUCAACACACAAGUAAGAAUUGCAGUUAAAGAAAUACCGGAAAAGAAUCUGGGUGAUGUGCAACCAUUACACGAAGAGAUCAUGUUGCAUUCACAACUUCGACAUAGAAACAUUGUACAGUACCUAGGCUCUAUUUCUGAAGACAAUUAUUUCAAGAUUUUUAUGGAACAAGUGCCUGGAGGCUCGCUGUCAGCUUUACUGCGGUCUAAGUGGGGUCCACUGAAGGAAAAUGAAGCAACUAUAGCAUAUUACACUAAACAAAUAUUAGAAGGUCUAAAAUACCUUCACGAUCAAAAGAUCGUACACCGCGAUAUAAAAGGCGACAACGUCCUAGUCAAUACAUACAGUGGUGUCGUUAAAAUAUCGGACUUUGGUACUUCGAAACGGCUCGCGGGGCUUUGCCCUUCGACUGAGACAUUCGCGGGGACUUUGCAAUAUAUGGCGCCUGAAGUUAUUGAUAAAGGACAGAGAGGUUACGGAGCUCCUGCUGACAUAUGGUCGUUGGGAUGUACCGUAGUAGAAAUGGCAACUGGAAAUCCGCCAUUUAUUGAACUAGGAUCUCCACAAGCAGCUUUAUUCAAGGUCGGAUAUUACAAGACACAUCCGGAGAUACCGCAUGAGUUAACGCAGAAAGCGAAAAAUUUCAUUCUCCGUUGCUUCAUACCCGAUCCAGAGAAGCGCGCAACAGCCGCUGAGUUAUUAGAAGACCCUUUCUUAUGCGAAAAGAAGAAGCAGACUACUCGUCUAGGAGGCAAUAUGGAUUACAGUCGCAGUAUAUCUGUACCGGCGGACAAAGCUCGUCCACAGCUCGCACAGAAAAAGAUAUCCGAACCUUCUAUGCCUGGAAACUUGCCUAGUUCACCGGAGAUCGAGGUGAAAACGAUCCGGUCUAAUCCUACAAUCACUAGGACGGCUUCGUCGAUGCUCUCACCGAUUCUGAUUUACCCACCGGACUUGUCUAAUAGCAGCACGAUGCCUAAUACUCCGUCAACUGAUGAAAUGGACAGCGGUGACACUAUUUUGAAUAGGAGGAGUUCAUCGGGUGGAUUGCUAUCACCAGAGGUGGACAUGACAAGUGUACCUCGUUCGUCUAUUGACGUGGAGCACGAUGGCUUUUAUCUACUGAAAAAGGACUCACAACGUCGUCUCACUCUCUCCCGAGUGUUGGAACAGGAUAGUGAAAAAAUCUGUUCGAAAUGGAUGUUGAGCGUUCAGCAGGACUUUGGCAAUACUCUAUUGACUAUGAACCAUCUAGAAACCCUUCGAUGUGCACUCAAAGAUUAUAUAAUGGAUCAAAACAGAAACGUCAUUGAGCAAGCUAUAACUACCCUCAAAGAGGAACUAGAUUUUGAUGCAAAAGCGAUCAACGAGCUCCAUUCUGCCAUAUACAUGUUCCAAGAAGCUGUAAAUGCUGUACUCAGAAUGCAUAGCAUAAAGCCUCAUUGGAUGUUCGCCUUGGAUAAUCUUGUCAGAAAUGCUGUGCAAGCCGCUAUUACAGUAUUGUCUCCAGAACUGGGCGCUAAUCUCGCCGGCCAAGAUUCUCGUCGUGGACCAAGUAUAGGUGUUAGUGGAGUAGCCGACGCCGCCACACCUUCCGCUAUAUCCACCGCCACGUCCACCAGGGAUCAACAUCUGCAUCAGUUACGGCAAGAAAACCAUAAGCUUCAUCACGAAUUAAUAGAAAGCUACCAACAAUACCAGUCACUUUUACGUCAAAUGCUAGAAGAACAGCGAACGCAAACGCAAAUGAUACGGGAGCUUCUCGAAAGAAAGCCAAGGACUGAAACACCCGAAGAAAUAGACGAAGAACAAUAUAACGCAAUUCGUGAAUGGGCAUCGCGGAAAGGAAUCCCGGACUCUGCGGUGCGAGCUCUCGCCGCUAACGAUUACACGUUGAACGAUUUACUACGACACGCGCAACGGGAAGACAUCACGAGGCUAAAUUUAAAGGGUGGCGUAGAGCUCCGUUUAUGGCGCGCCAUAUUAGACCACCGUUUGAACAAUAUCAACCAUCUCCGUCGCACAAGCAGCACAGAAACAGACAUGGACACAAACUCAAUAGUAGUAGUGGAAUGUCAACGGUGUAAAACAACGCAGAGGACAAUAUCGAAUAACUCGUCGUGUUCAAACAACCCAACAAUAGUUAUAAGGGAUCAACAGUUGAACGGCGAAGGGGAUGCGGAGAUUUUCCCAGAGAAUGGUGUCGAUAAUCCUUGACUAUUGCGCGGGUGGUGCACUCUGCAAUGAAGAGCUCAAAAUGUGAAAAGCUAUAAUCGAUCUUAGAUCUAUAGAUAUUAAAACGUUUUUCAUAAACAUUGUUAAUCAAUUCUAUAUACGUUAAACUUUAAAUAACGCUUACAAAUGCAGAUAAAUUUGAAUUAAAAGCAAUAUUAUUGCAAUAUCUAGAAAGAAUUUAUGCGUUGUAGGUAGAGUUCAAAAUUAAUUGAAGUAAUUUGACAUAUUUUGGUAACCUCACAUGCAGCCGUGUUUACGUUCUUACUACGUGCAGAACAAUAAUAAGAAAUUACGUUACUAGAAUUACUGUUUUAUGUUGGUCUUAUUGAAAUUGGUAACAUUUAAUUUCACGUAUUUCGUAAUUUAUUUAAUGUAGUCUUUUAUGAA
Molecule: messenger RNA, 4682 nt
Organism: Diatraea saccharalis (sugarcane borer)
Lineage: Eukaryota; Metazoa; Arthropoda; Insecta; Lepidoptera; Crambidae
Source: the annotation of a GenBank genome assembly